AAAUAAAGAAGAAAAAGCCGGGCAUCCUUUUCAAAAAUAGAUAAUAAAUUUUAAUCCACAGAAUGACCGGUGGAGGCAGAGAUAAUAGACGUGACAGAGAUCGAGGUGGAAGGAGAGAUAGAGGAGGAGGGGGAAGAUUUCGUGAUCGACGAAGUGGAGGUUUUAAUGACAGACAUGGUGGGGGAGGUCGGUUUGAUGGUGGAGGGAGAUUCGAUGGACCUGGCAGAUAUGAUGGAGGAAAUGAUAUGUAUGGUCAAGGACCUGGAUAUGGGCCAGGGUUUGGUGGAGGGGGACCUAACUUUAAACCCCCCGUUGUUUUACCCCCUGGAAAUGAAGAUUAUUGGGAAUAUCGAGAUUCUGAAGAUGAGAUAGCACCAAAAGCAGAUGACACGUUUGAAGUGGAAGCCAAGCGUCAAAAACUGGAAAUUGAUGAUGGUCUUUUACCAGGCGUGGAGGGAGAUAAAGGAGAAAACAAAGAAAAUUCAGAAAGCGGAGAGAAAAAAGAUGCCCCUAAAUCUCUUCUGGACCUCAACAUGGAAGACAUGGUUGAUGAUUAUUACGAAUAUUUUGAUGGUGGUCCGAAUAUUUCUCACCGACGUGCUCGUCAGUUGCUUGAUGGGAUUGAGGCUGAUGAGCACGGAAUGGACGCUUAUGGUGGGAUGCAGAAUCAUGGACGAGUUUACAAAGUCAUUGCAGGAGAGUACAAAUUCUUUGACGGACCUGGCCCCAAAUCGACAGAGCUGAUCAAGAUAGGACAAGAUGGCCGCCGGGUCUCACCUGAAGAAAAAUUGUUCAUAUUUGUCCAGUUUCUUCUCAAGAAUCCUUUCACUAAAGAUACGUCCACUGCUGUUCUGGAAGAUGCUCGAAAUAAGAUGAACCCCAAACAAGCCAUCAAACUGGUCUACCAUUUAGUCCCUGAGGAAGAUGACGUCAUUUGCAGUAUGUACAAAUGUACAUUUUAUGCUGCUGGUUUCAAAAUUGUGGAAGUUGAAGCCCCUACGAAAACAGAAGCCAAAGAACUAGGUGCUGAAAAGGGACUUUACACUUUGAUAACGAAAACCUUUAAUGAAAUUUGUCCAAGCAAUUACCACGUUGAAUUUGAUGACGGCCAUUAUGAAACUAAGGUCAAAUAUAGUCGCGAGCAUAACAGAGAUGACGGCGAUCAGGAAGAGAAAGAUGAAGAAUCAGAGGAAAAAGAUGGUCAGCAUGACAGACGUCGCGAUGGACGUAGAAAGGGACCAACAUGGAGAAGCCCAAAAUUGAUCAUUCGUUUACAAGUCAUGAAGAAAGUCCUCACUGGAACUCACGUUAGCAACGCUUAUUCUGAUAUGGAGGCUGCUGCAUACACUUGCCAGGUGGCGCUGUGUAUCGUCUGCUACAAGAAGACCAAAUUGUCUGGUGAAUCUGAUCCCAUGAGAUGUGAGAUGUAUGCUGAUGAGAUGUUUCUGGGUAGUGGAAGCGGAAACAACUUCCAGGAAGCUCAACAAGAAGUUUACAGAUCGGCACGAGACAAUUUCUUACGAACUUCAGUCCACAAUAUGUUAAUGAAUAGCAAACGACUCUCUGAACUAGAUAGAGAUGACCCCAAUAUUUUGGACAUCGUCUACAGAGGUCAUUAUCAAGAAAUAGGUUCAAACAAUGGUAGCUUAAAAACAUAUGAUAUCUACCCAGCUGAUAAAGACAGAAACGUUGACGAUCUUGUCAUAUUUGAGUUCGAAGCCAGUCAAGCCAAGGCCCCAUUCCAUAAUCUUAAAAGCAGUGCCACUAAAUCUCAUAUGUUGUUUGAAUGGGUUCUAUCAGCCAAAGAUGACAAGUCGAAUUGCAGAUGUAUGGUAUUCCUACAGACUAAGCUGGUAGCUGAUGUUCGAGGCUCAUCAAAAGUCAAUGCCAAAAAAGCUGCUGCAGAGAAAAUCAUCUCCGAAUACAGUUUAACUCAUACUAUCAUUAGGUGUGCUCCAGUAGAUUAUUCCUGUCCCACUUUGACUUAUGAACAGUUGAAGGAACAAGCAAUUCAGCUCAGUGGACAGGAGGAGCCAAGCGAGGAGGAACUAGCACCGUUCUUGCUGCAAGCCAUCGAGUUAGUCAUCCAGCAGAAGAUUGAAGAAGGAACUUUAGAACCAGUCAUUUUCAACGAAGAUAUCUCGGGCGACUUACGCAAACAUGUGAAAAAGUACGCAGAAACAAAUAAUUACCCCCUCAUGGAAAAACCUUCAGAUACACGCAGGCACUUGAUUUUACAACGCAAAAUGUUUACUGCAACCGAUAUGCUUGAAACCCUAGACCAAAGUAAUUGUGUAAAUGGAAAGUACAAAUUGAUGCAGAAACGCCAAGACGAGCUUUUGAUAACUUAUUUCAAUACAGAAGGAACAGAACAACUACAUCCACCAGAGGUCUCUAGUAUCGCUGAUGUGUUGCAGAGACACGCCCAAGCUGAAGCUGAAGCUGAAGCUGAAGCCGAAGCAGAAGCCAUUACUGCUGAAGAGGAGAUCAAAACAGAAUAAAUUUCACGGAUUUUUCAUUUCAUUUUUUGUAAAAAUAAGCAUUUUAAGUUUUUCAUUUUGAAUCAGGAGUAGAGUGCUUUUAUAAUUCGAAAAAUUUGAGGCAAACUACAAAGUUGUAAAUUUGUUAUUGGUAAUUUUAGAUAUGUCCAACUUUAAGAAAUUGUUACAACCAACUUUAUAUUUUUAAGGAUUUUUGUUAGGGAAAGGCAUCUAGAAAAAAACUUUGACCAAAUUCUACUCGUUUUGACAUCUUGUAUACAAUUAUGUUGCAAAUUUUGUCUCAAUUUCCUGCAAAAGUCUAAAUAUUAAAAAAAGAAAUAACAAUUAUUAUGUUACAAAUUGCUAUCUAUGUAUUUAUAUGUAGAAUGCCUAUUCAAAGGGAAAUAACUGCAUUCAUUUAUAUUUCACCAUUCAGUAUAGCAAUUCAGUCAUUACAUUUAGAGUCCUUCAUAUAUAUUAACCAAGCAUUUAGGAGAUCAUGAUUGAAUCUGUUGUCAUUGAAAUCAAAUGUCAGAAUAAAGAUUUUAUAUAAGUUGUAUUCUGAAAACU
This is a messenger RNA of Lottia gigantea (owl limpet), 3050 nucleotides long. RefSeq lists its product as hypothetical. The coding region runs from base 63 to 2501 and encodes 812 amino acids. The record is from RefSeq and is a predicted model, not a curated record. NCBI's taxonomy places the organism in Eukaryota, Metazoa, Mollusca, Gastropoda, Lottiidae. The transcript has 5 exons.